ACAGCCACUAGCUACAUCAUUUUAUUUGUUGAGUUCUCAACUUUUAUCUCCAUUCUCAUUUCUUCUCCAGAAUAUUUUCUUCCAUUUUUUUGAAUCACAGCUCACUAGAGCUAGAAUUUAUUCAGUUACAUUGUUGAAAAUUGCCUGUGCACAUGGAUUCUCUUGGUGGGAAUUUAUUCUUUUUCAUCGCGGUUAUUUUGUUUAUAAAUCGAGGCAAUGUGGAAGGGAGGUAUCAUUUUCACAAGAAUCAGGCUAAGUCCCCUGGUUAUGCUCCCAGUGAUUCACCUCUUUUUGCUCCUUCAUAUCCUCCACCAGUUUCUUCAGAACCUAUCAAUAGCCCUCCUCCUAACGACUCUGAGAAUUCCACGUCGAACUGUGUAUUCGAUGUGAUGUCUUUCGGGGCAGUGGGAGAUGGUACAGCUGAUGAUACUGCUGCCUUUGUGUCUGCUUGGAAGACAGCUUGUGCUGUAGAAUCAGCUGUCAUAUUUGUUCCUUCAGGUUACACAUUCAUGAUCACUUCAACCGUUUUUUACGGUCCAUGUAAACCAGGCCUUGUAUUUCAGGUGGAUGGAGUGCUAAUGCCACCUGAUGGCCCGGAUUGCUGGCCGAAAAAGGACAGCAUCAGGCAGUGGAUUGUAUUUUAUAGAUUGGAUGACUUGACUUUCACCGGAAUUGGCACCAUUGAAGGGAAUGGUGAGAAAUGGUGGGAUCUUCCAUGCAAACCGCACAAGGGUCCCAAUGGGUCUACUUUGCCUGGACCAUGUGACAGCCCUGCGUUAAUCAGAUUCUUCAUGAGCUCAAACUUGGUAGUCAGUGGAUUAAGAAUACGAAACAGUCCUAUGUUCCACAUGAAAUUUGAUGGCUGUGAAGGAGUUCUGAUAGAAAAGUUGUCUAUCUCUUCGCCAAAGUUUAGUCCAAACACGGAUGGGAUCCACAUCGAGAACACAAAAUCUGUGGCCAUAUAUGACUCCGUGAUUGCAAAUGGUGAUGAUUGUAUCUCAAUCGGACCUGGCUGUGCAGAUGUUAAGAUAGAUGGUGUCACUUGUGGCCCUAGUCAUGGAAUCAGUAUCGGAAGCCUAGGGGUGCACAACUCUCAAGCAUGUGUCUCGAACAUCACAGUGACAAACGCAUUAAUCAAGAAUUCAGAUAAUGGUGUGAGGAUCAAGACGUGGCAAGGCGGGGCAGGAUCAGUGACAGGCAUUUCAUUCGAGAACAUUCAAAUGAACAAUGUCAGAAACGUUGUCAUAAUCGACCAAUACUACUGCGCAUCAAAGGCCUGCCUUAACCAGACUUCCGCGGUUUAUGUCAGAGACAUAUCAUUCAAGAACAUAAAAGGCACGUACGAUGUCCGAAGCCCUCCCAUUCACUUCGCGUGCAGUGACUCUGUUGCCUGCACGAAUAUAACGAUGUCAGAAGUCGAGCUCUUCCCAGAAGAUGGAGUAUUGUUGGAUGAUCCGUUUUGUUGGAAUGCUUACGGGGUUCAAGAAACGUUAACAAUUCCUCCGAUUGAUUGUUUAUUAGAAGGUGAACCGGAGGCCAUAGUGGAGCGCAUCAACUUUGAAUGUAGUUAAGAUACAAUAAUAGUACAAUGUAUAUGAAACUAUGAAUUGAUCCUGCAAAUAUACAAUUUAUAGAUGAUAUAGAGAAUCGCCUUGUUUGAUCCCUUUGGGGCUUGUUUCCCUAAA
Messenger RNA from Daucus carota subsp. sativus, 1685 nucleotides. RefSeq names its product polygalacturonase At1g48100. The record is from RefSeq and is a predicted model, not a curated record. NCBI's taxonomy places the organism in Eukaryota, Viridiplantae, Streptophyta, Magnoliopsida, Apiales, Apiaceae. Gene Ontology annotation, molecular function: polygalacturonase activity. The transcript has 6 exons. Gene Ontology annotation, biological process: carbohydrate metabolic process. Bases 153 to 1571 code for a protein of 472 amino acids.